Molecule: messenger RNA, 596 nt
Organism: Paramecium primaurelia
Lineage: Eukaryota; Ciliophora; Oligohymenophorea; Peniculida; Parameciidae
Source: the annotation of a GenBank genome assembly
AUGAGAUUAAUAAUUCAGAGAUGUCUUAGUGGUUCUGUAUCUGUUGGAGAUCAAUUAGUAUCUCAAAUUGGAAAAGGCUUAGUAGUCCUUCUAGGAGUAUUGAUAUAAUUAUAUGUCUUAAGAUACAUGAAAGAGAUACAAAAGAGGUGGCUAAGAAAUUGGCUCAUAAAUUAUCUAAAAUAAGAUUGUGGGAGAAAGAAAAUAAAGCAUGGAAUGGAUCAUGUGUUGAUUUUAAUUAUGAAAUUCUAAUAGUCUCUUAAUUUACAUUAUAUGCAUACAUGAAAGGUAAUAAACCAGAUUUUCAUUAUGCAAUGGAUGCUGAAAAAGCAAGAGUAUUAAUAUAUUUAAAAAGAAAGGAAUUAUAUGAAUAUUUUGUUGAUGAAUGUGGAAAGGCUUAUAAACCAGAGAAAAUAAAGAAGGGAGCAUUUUAAUAAUAUAUGGCAGUUAAUAUAGUGAAUGAUGGACCAGUAACUAUUGAAAUAGAUGAGAUAGAAGUAGAGAAACAAUAAAAAUAAUAGAAAUAGUAAUAAUAAUAAUAAUAAUAAUUACCAUAAGAAGAAUAAGUAGAAGACAAUAAGAUUUAAAAAAUAAAUUGA